AGUCAGUGUGUGCUGGACGUGUGUGUAGCGAUGACCGACCAAUCUUUUAGACGGGGUUGAAUGUGUUUUUACUAUUUUAACGAUUUGUGUUUUUAUUUCGAAGAAUAUCAAUGGAGCGUCACAUAAUAUUAGGUGUUUGCUUGAUAUUGGUGAUCGGACAGUUGCAGUCAGCUGUGUCCCAGAGCACCGAGGACGAGCCCACCUUCACCCCGCCGUCUGACGCGUUGGGCUCACCAACGUCGGUUGUCAGUGAUGGCCGCGGGCACGACCACACUCAGGGCCAUGUAGCAGACAGACUAGUCGAGGACCCCAACCUAGCGAGUUGGGGAGUGUCUGGGAGCAACAAUGCCACAUCUAACGUGCUGGAGGAGGCAGAGGAUGCCAGCGGCUUAUCGCUGGGAGGAGGUGCACGGGAGGGCCACUUUUCUGGGGCAUCACGUGUAGUCCUGCCUGUCGAACUCAGUCUGAGGGGCUACACCUCCAUGAGCUUCCGAACCUGUCGACAUGGCACCCUUCUGUCACAGGAGGGUGCUGGUGGUGACACGCUGGUGCUGGGGGUGAGUGAGGAAGGCACCUUGAUACUGUCCCUCACUCGCCAUGAGCAGACACAUAUCACUACGUUGGGAAGGAGACUCAACAACAACGUCUGGCACAGAGUCUACCUUAGGUUUGAACUAGGUGUUUUGCGACUAGGAGUGGACCAGUCAACUGUGAUGGUAGCCAACACAACUGGCACCAGUGCACCCCUCAUUGACCUGGGUCUGUGGUCACCUUCACCACAGUUGACCAUUGGACACAACUUCACGGGGUGUAUCCUGCAGGGUGCUGGCACUGAAAUGACAAAUCCUCUUGUUCUUCACAUUGGAGUAGAUUGGAAUGUUUGUCCCCUUCCAGAGAGUACUGACUGUAGUGGAGAUGGGUAUGGUGAGGAUCACUGCUUCUCCCAGCCAUGUGGCCGUCAUGGUCAGUGCAUAUCUUCACAAGAAAGUUAUUUGUGUAACUGUUACACCCGAUAUUCUGGGCAACAUUGUGAGGAAGACACUGGACCUCUCUGUCAUCGACCUGAAUUCCAGUGUCAAAAUGGAGGCUUAUGCCAGGAAGACCGGAAGGGCAAUCUUACGUCAUGUGCCUGUCGUACUGGAUUUACAGGAUCGAUGUGUGAAGUACCCAUUGACGAAAGUUUCUGUGACAAUGAUAGUAAUCCAUGCCAGAACAAUGCCACCUGCACUGUAACAUCAUUUGAGGACACAUAUGAGUGUCUUUGUCAGCCAGGGUACAAUGGUGAGCACUGUGAGGUCAAUGAAGAUGACUGUGCGUCUCAGCCUUGUUGGCACGGUGGCGUCUGUGUUGAUGGCAUCUAUGACUUCACCUGCAACUGUGAAGGCACUGGAUAUGAAGGGGCAAUAUGUGAAGAAAAUAUAGACGAAUGUUCAACUUUAGAUCCCUGUCUUAAUGGAGCGACCUGCUAUGACCACUAUGGGGACUAUGAGUGUGCUUGUGUACCCGGGUUUGGGGGAAAGCAUUGUGAAAUGGAGGUACAUGAAUGCUCAUCAGACCCUUGUCAGAAUGGAGGGACAUGUACAGACCUUCAGAAUGCUUACAAGUGUACGUGUAUGCUUGGAUUUGAAGGAGACAAUUGUGAGCACAACAUAAAUGACUGCUAUAAUGUAUCGUGCCCAGAAAAUUCGAACUGCAAGGAUGGUGUUACCAGUUAUGUGUGUGAGUGCAGCCCAGGCUUCUCAGGUACCCCACCAAACUGUCUUGAGACUGAUGAAUGUGAAUCAUCUCCGUGUCAAAAUGGAGCCUUGUGUUAUGACCAAGACAAUUCAUUUACCUGCAUUUGUGCUCCAGGAUUUACAGGAAGCAACUGUGAAACCAACAUUGAUGACUGCUUAUCGGAUCCUUGCCAGAAUGGAGGAACUUGUGAGGAUGGAAUAAACUCUUAUUCAUGUCAGUGUCUACCAGGUUUUGAGGGAGACUAUUGUGAAGAUAACCGUGAUGAGUGUGCCCUUAAUGUUUGUGUUCAUUACCAAAAUUGCCAUGAUCUGGACUACAAUACCAUUGGUGACUAUGAAUGUGAGUGUGAGGCUGGAUGGUCUGGGAAGAACUGUGAUGAAGAAAUAGAUGAAUGUGCCUCAUCCCCGUGCCUUAAUGGUGCCUCUUGUAAGGACCGAGUCAAUGGCUUUGACUGUACUUGUCCUCCAGGAUUUACUGGAGAGACGUGCCAGACAGACAUAGAUGAAUGUGAAUCAAAUCCGUGCCUUAAUGGAGGGACAUGUUCUGAUGGUGUAAACAAUUAUGUGUGUGAGUGUGGAGAGGAUUACAUGGGCAUCAUCUGUGAAGAGGAGUAUGAUGCUUGUGCUUCAAACCCAUGUCAGAACUCUGCCUCCUGUAUCCCCUCUCUAGGACCUCAAGACUUUUACUGUGAAUGCAUUCCAGGUUUUGAAGGAUUGUACUGCAGUAACAAUAUCAAUGAUUGUUUUGAUGUGACGUGUUCUGAUGGUAAAGUUUGCUACGACAUGGUGAACAGUUAUGAGUGCCGCUGUCCAGAAGGCUUCACGGGGGAAAACUGCUCCAUCAAUAUAGAUGAGUGUGAGAGUAAUCCUUGUCUCAAUGGAGGAGAAUGUCAUGAUGGAAUGGCAAACUAUAGCUGUGUCUGUCCUCCAGGUUACACAGGACAUAACUGUGAGGAGGAUGUAAAUGAGUGUGAGUUGUUACGUCCUUGUGUUAAUGGUAUCUGUGAGAACACCAAUGGAUCAUACCAAUGUUACUGUCGCCCUGGAUUUUCUGGUGAUCACUGCAACCUGGAAUUUGACGAGUGCCUUUCUCGACCUUGUCGCAAUAGUGGUACUUGCAUCAACAGAAUUAAUGGUUAUGAGUGUGUGUGUCAACCUGGCUUUACUGGCACUGACUGUGAUAUUGACAUUGAUGAGUGUGCAAGUGCCCCCUGUCAAAAUAAUGCUACCUGCUAUGACGGUAUUGCCACCUUCACUUGUGAGUGCCUGCCUGGCUUUACUGACAAGCUUUGCUCCACCAAUAUUGAUGAGUGUGAGUCCGACCCUUGUAUGAAUGAGGGUGUGUGCACUGAUGGCAUCAACCAGUACACAUGUAACUGUAGUGACACCGGCUUCAAAGGACCACAGUGUGAGAUAAAUAUUGAUGACUGUGAGUCAUCUCCCUGCCAGCACGGAUCAACUUGUUCCGACCUUGUAAAGGAUUACGAAUGCCUCUGCUAUAAUGGUUAUGCAGGGAAGGACUGUGAGGAGGACAUUCAAGAAUGUGCAAGUUAUCCAUGUCUUAACGGUGCUACUUGUCUGGAGCGCAGCAACUUGACCCUUUAUGAAUUAGACAUAUUCUCCAACUUUACCUAUGAAACUGCUGGAGGUUUUGUAUGCGAGUGUAUUCCGGGUUUUACAGGUGAUUUGUGCGAGAUUAAUAUCGACGAAUGUGAGAGCGAUCCAUGUGUGAAUGGUGUUUGUUAUGAUGGCAUCAAUGAUUACUCAUGCCUGUGCUGGCCAGGCUAUGAAGGUGUUAAUUGUGAAAUUGAAAUAAAUGAAUGUGAACUAUACAUGCCAUGUGUCCAUGGAUCUUGUGUUGAUAAGGUGGCAGAUUAUGUGUGUCUAUGUCAGGAGGAAUUUGGUGGUAAGAACUGUUCAGUUGAACUUCUUGGCUGUAAUGGCAUUGAUUGCUUCAAUGGAGGCACUUGUGAGGCGCUACUCACCAAUGAGACAAUACAUGACUUCGUGUGUCAUUGUGAGCACGGUUUUAUUGGACGGAACUGUGAAGAGUCGACUACACUCUCGUUGUCUGGCAACUCGUAUGUUCUCAUCAACUCUCAGCGGCAAGAAGGAUAUGAACUUUCAUUCCGAUUCCGUACUACUCUAGCCAGUGGGAUACUUGCUGUGGGACAAGGGGAGACUUAUAUCAAACUUGAACUUGUACAAGGUCGACUAAAUUUCCACUCCUCCCUCCUGAACAAAUGGGAAGGUAUUUUCACUGGUUCUGACCUCAAUGAUGGGCAGUGGCAGAAUGUGAGAAUGUUGGUGAAUGACAGUCAUGUUUCACUCUCGGCAAACGAUGAUGAAACAAUUUAUCCAAUUAAUCCAGUACAGACCAUCAACAGCUCUGAUACCUCCUUCUCAACAACUGUUUUGGGUGGUGCGACUCCAACACUAAAGAUAUUAUCUAAAGGAGCACCAUUCUUCACUGGCUGCAUGGAGGAUGUCAUGGUGGAUGGCUCAAUCUUGAUACCUAGUACUGUACCAGAGCCCAUGAGGGUAUCGGUUGAUGAGGGAUGUCCACGUGUAGAACAAUGUAUUCCUAACCCUUGCCUGAAUGAUGGUGAAUGCGUGGAUUUGUGGACCAAGUACCAAUGUAAUUGCAAGAGGCCAUACCUUGGGAACACCUGUCAAUUAAGCUUUACUCCCGCUACUUUUGGGAAUGAAGACACAAAGGACAGUCUGGUAACGGUGCUCAUCCCUGAGGUUGACCAUGGCACCUAUAGGAACCACGCUGAUGUGUCAAUGUUGGUGCGCACCAGAGAAGCAAAUGGCCUCAUCUUCUAUCUUGGAACUUAUGAAGAUAGUCAGACAAUAGGAUCUCAGGAGAGUCACAUAAUUGCUGAACUUAAAAACGGCAACUUGGUUCUACGACUUUUGUUAGAUGGUCCUGAGGAAGUUUUCACUAUCAGCAGCUUGGUGCUUAUUGAUGGUGACCCUCAUCUACUUCACGUAAAGCGCAUCAAUAAUGACUUGGAAGUAAACGUGGAUAAUGAAUUAGUAUUGAACGCAACGCUGACAUACGGCGGUGACCUAACAGCUCAAGUCCUGUACCUUGGUGGUGUUCCGGAGACCACUUCAGGGAGGGUCAAGCGUCAACUUGGUGUCACCAAUUUCACCGCAACCGUAACUCGACCUCAUUUUAAAGGAACUUUGCAAGAUAUUCGGCUGAGCAAUGGUUCAGAAACAAGACUAGUACAACCUUUCCCACUGCAAAAUGUGUCUGCUGUUGUUUUACCUGGUGAAAAUUUGCAAGAAUUAGAUAUCAUCAAUGUCCUUGAAGGAACAGUUAGUGAUGACACCUGCACUCCAGACCCCUGUAAGAAUGGUGCCUCCUGCAGUGUAACAUGGAAUGAUUUCUUGUGUACGUGUACAGUUGGUUUUAAAGGUAAAACGUGUGAGGAUCGGGAAUAUUGUGCUAUAUAUGAGUGCCCUCAAGGAUCUGAAUGUGUUAACCUAGAUGAUGGUUAUGAGUGUCUUGCCAACUUAACACUCAAUGGUGUGAACUCCUCCAUGACGUACUCACCCAACUUUAGAAAUCCACCGAGCCAGAUUUCAGAGAUCACGCUGAAUUAUCGAAGCCAGGUGGGAGGUGUGCUGUUCUGGGCUGCAGGAAUUGAUGCUCAUGUAUGGGUUGGUCUGGACCACAGUUCUGUUGUGGUACAUCAGACCAAUGGUUCUGCAUCUAGAAGUGCUUCCUUUACUUCAAAUUCCACUCUGAAUGGAGAGUGGCACUCUCUUUUUAUCUCCUUUGAUUUUACCGGCCUUCAGAUAAUUUUGGAUGAUACAAGUUUGCUGGGCACAGAUAUUGCUGUUAUCAUCGAUUUCACAACUCUUGUGUUAAAUGGAGAUAUAAGGAUUGGUGCAUCACCUGAUACACUACCAACCCACAGUCUUUUGGACCCAUCACUUGUUGACUCCUCAACCACCUCAAUAAGAUCCCUCCAGCCUGAAGAUGACUUUAUGCCCCAAGUGUUCCGAGGGUGUCUGGGAGCCACCAGAAUCCAGGGGGUGUUGGUUCCAUUCUUCUCACAGCUCCAUCUUAUCAACAACUCAGCAGCUAACCAGUUUCUGAGACUAGACGAGUCCUUCACCAGUAUUGGUUGCACAGUUUGUUAUAAUGAAGAAUGCCUGAAUGGAGGUUCUUGUUCCAACCCAGCAGAAGUCUUCAGUUGUUCAUGUCCAAUUGGUUUUGAAGGCUCAUUAUGUGAAAUUAACAUUGACGAAUGUGUUGCUAAUCAGUGCCUUAAUGGAGCAACUUGUGUUGAUGGCAUCAAUCAGUAUACCUGUAAAUGUAUGCCAGGAUACACAGGAGAAUUUUGUGAAGAAGACAUUGAUGAAUGUGCUACCAGCCCGUGCAAGAAUGGCGGUGUUUGUGUGAAUGAAGUUGCUCGGUUUGUGUGCCAGUGCCCAGAGGACUUCAUUGGGCUGACCUGUGAGGAGUUGAAAGUCAAGAAUUGUUCCAACUUGAUGUGUCUCAAUGGUGCAACUUGCACAGAUAUUUUCAGGUUGGGAGUGCAAAUGCAGUGCAGGGUGGGAAGGAGUGCUCUGCAGCGAGGACAUCAGCAGUGUGAUUCAAACCCUUGUAAAAAUGGUGCCACGUGUGAGCACGGCAUAAAUAACUUAACUUGCCAUUGUCCUGAUAACUGGCAAGGUUCUACAUGUGAACAGGAUGAUCAGGUACAUAUACUAAACAAAGAGCCUGAAUGUGUUUCUGUACUCCAAUUAUAUACCGUAUUGUAUUCCGUUUGCUUCCCAGGUGAGAGUUCUACACAGGUUGACCUGGCCAUCAUUGUAGGAUGUGUGGUUGGUCUUAUGUUAAUAAUUGCUAUUGUUGGCCUCACUGUCUUCCUAAUGAUGGCUAAAAAGAAGCGCCAAACAAGAGGAACAUAUUCUCCAAGUAGACAGGAGUUUUACAGUCCCCGAGUUGAGAUGGGUAACAUGAUGAAGCCACCACCAGAAGAGAGACUAAUUUGAGACAAGGCGUCAGAAAUGUGUGUUGAGAAACCUCCAAUUUUUAUAUUGCUCAUUAGAUACUAAGUCUAUGAGUACUGUGGUAACUCUUUAACCUUACAGCUCACUUAAAAUGAUCCUACAACAAAAGACUCUGUCACAAGAUAAUAUCUAUGUUAGCUAAGGUUAGAAAAGGGUGAAAGAGAAUUCUCUUGAAUAGAGCCACACGUAAAGCACAGCAAGAAAAAUAUUCUUGAAAACUGCUUCAGAUUUUAUUAUUGCAUACUCUUCAUUGGCCACAUUGUCUUAUUUAGGCUCAUCUUGUGGAUUAUUAUGGAGUAAAACAAAAAGACUCAGAAAGGAAUGCUUGCAAUUCAGGAAAUUGCUUCUUAUUUCAGUGUAUUGAUAAGCUUAUUUUGAACAUAUCUAGAGAGUGUGAUGCUUAUAAUACAUGGGAAACAUAUUCUGUGAUUUGGAGAUACGUAAAGAACCAUUGCUCUGAUAGUGGUGGAAUUUAUGACUGACUGUACCUGUAUGCAUAAAGAUCAGAGAAAAACGUAACAAGAAGUCUUCCAUGUAUGAUUUCCAGUAUUCCACAAAAGUCAAAAUAAAUGUGGUGCGGUCCCCAAGAAGCAGUUGUGCGAGGGACUUGUCUGAGUAGUGAAGAUGUGUAUUUCAUAGAGUACUGUGUAUAAUUAUGUACAGUACUCACACAAAGGGAAAACACAAGAAAAAGUGUGAGGCUGGAAGCACUGGUUCAGAAUAGUAUAUCAAAAUGUAACCAGUCCAUCCAUCUGACAUCAGCUUCAAAUUCACAUUGAAUUUGAAUAGUGUCACAUGUUAUUGUUCUGCAAAAAGUUACUUGAAUCUUGUAAAUUCUCGUACGUAAUGUGCAUUUUUAUUUUUUCCUUUUUUAAUAAAAUUUAAUGCUUGAUUGCUUUUGCAUUUAUUAUAUGAAUGUGAAUGGUUGCCCAGAGUGUUAGAAAGUGUGUAGGAGUGUUGUAAAUACCUGCUAGAUUAAACUUAAUUGUUUUAAUCAUGUAUCAUAAUAGAUAGAUAGAUGAUAGUGAUGUUGCUAUAGUUCUAAAAAAAAAUUUUUUUUUGUAUUUGAAUAUCAUCAAUUUAAAUGUUGUGAAAAGAAAAAUUUAUCUGUUUUACAUAAAUGUUGUCAAGUCUAUUUAAGCUGUCACCAUCUUUAAGGCUACGAGGUAAAUAUGUAAUACUACAGUAGUACAGUACAUACACAAGACAUGAAUGUUAAGGUGCUCUAGUAUUCUUGAUAGCUGGCUAUCACUCAGUGUAAUGUUUAUGUAGAUGAUUCUCACUUGAGUUAAAGGACAACAGCCUCAUCAAGAAGUUUUGUGUACUGUUUACAUUGUCUUGAUAUCUCAGAUAGUUUUAUAUCAGAAAGUGUUUGUUACCAUUUUAAUAUCAAGAGUUACUGGUUAUUGUGUGUGCAUGAAUGCUGAUUCUGUUUUAAGUAGUUCUGACACAGACUGAAUUUUAAUGUACAUAAGAACAUAAAAUAAUUUAAUGAAUACACAUUGUGCAUGCAAAAAUAUCAUAAGUGGAAUAUUUAAUUUUUGGCAUUUUAAGUCCUUAAAUUUACAUAAUACAAUAAUAUUCUAAAUUGCUUAUUCAAUUUGUAAAUAUAAAAUAGGUGCUUUCCAUUACCAUUUUUGGUAAAUCUUAUUUCUGUCUUACAUGGAUUUUCUAAUGAUGAUAGUGAUUAUGCCAAAAGCAAGACUUAGAUAUUGCUGAAUAUUUACAUAUGUGUAUUUCAAGUGCAUUGUCACAUGUUAUGCAGUAUAGUACUGUACUAGAAUGGGCACUGAUGUUGGUAUGUGAGUGACAGUUAUAUAGGUAUAUAUACUUUUUCAAAAUGAAUAGUCUUUGUAUUAAUGUACUGUGAAAUACAAUAAAAGAAGAUGAUGGUCAGUGAUCUGGUUGAUAGAUUUGUAAAUGAGGAGGCACAUAUAUAUAUAUUUAUAUAUUUUUUCAUUCAUACAGACCACCUCCUGCUUUGGUCCAGAUGCAGCCAAAUGAUAUGUAAUGGCAAAUAUUCCAACAGUUGACAGAGAUGAAUCUGUAAAUGUUAUUAAUACAGUAUAUAUUUUUUGAUAAUGAAUAAUACAGAUAUAGAGUAUGUUAUGCACCUGUAGUAUAGGUCCUCAUUCUUGGUAAGAUAGAUUUUAAUUACCCUGUGAAAAAACCCCAAAACAUUCCAUUAUUUUCCAUAUGUAGAACUUUGGUUCCACUAGUAAUGUAGCAAUUUCACGCUGGCUCAGGUUACUCAUAUCACUGUAUUGAGCAAAAACUCAACUGCCAGAUGAGGAUGCUUUGUAUAUACUACUUUGAGGUGAAUAUUAACAUGCAAUGAAAAUGAAUCUCAGUGAUUGCAGAAUUGUUUUUAUAUAUAAACAAGUAAACACAAAAGCACACACACAUACAGACAGACACACAAAGGACACCAUGGUGCAUAGUCUGUCAUCUCCAGCAGCUGGUUUGAUGCUGCAGGGAACAGUGGCCUGGGUGUUACAGACUUUAUUAUGUUAAGCAUUAUUAUCCUGUAUGUAUGUCAAAACUUUAUGCUCACUAACACCUUUUUGUCACGGUUACUGCCUCACUUAUGUCACACAUUGGGAAAUAGUAUGUUAUAUGAAUGUGGUAAACCUUUACACACACAUGCACACACACACACACACACACACACACACACAUACACACACA
Messenger RNA from Homarus americanus (American lobster), 9461 nucleotides. Its product is annotated as protein crumbs-like. Gene Ontology annotation, molecular function: calcium ion binding. The record is from RefSeq and is a predicted model, not a curated record. Lineage: Eukaryota; Metazoa; Arthropoda; Malacostraca; Decapoda; Nephropidae. The transcript has 40 exons. Bases 111 to 6755 code for a protein of 2214 amino acids.